This is a messenger RNA of Lodderomyces pseudojiufengensis, 2805 nucleotides long. Its product is annotated as DEAD/DEAH box helicase family protein. The record is from RefSeq and is a predicted model, not a curated record. The coding region runs from base 1 to 2805 and encodes 934 amino acids. NCBI's taxonomy places the organism in Eukaryota, Fungi, Ascomycota, Pichiomycetes, Serinales, Debaryomycetaceae. Gene Ontology annotation, molecular function: nucleic acid binding; ATP binding. The transcript has a single exon.
AUGGACAACAACGAAGCAUUUAUAGAAGGAAUAAGUGAUGAAUAUUAUAAUUCAGUGUCAGCAAUUUUGUACAAUGAUGAUACUGAUUUUGAGUCAGAUCUGGACGAAGAAGAGGAUAUCAUUGAAGAAGAGAGAGACCAAGAUAUGAUAGAUUUAGAUGAAGAAGAUGUACCAGAAAGAAUAGACAAUGAUGAUCUGGAGACAACUGUUGAAGAAUUAUGUCAUGGUUUUAAAUAUGUUGAUGGAUUCAUUGUGAAAGAUGGAAAAGUUUACAAUGCGCGCGGAAGUAGUUUCAAAAACAUCCAUUACCACGUUUGGAAUGAAAUUCUGGAAAAACGUUUAAGACUUGUUAGAAUUCUCAAGUAUAAAGAAGGAAGAAUCUAUAAAAUUAAAAAUAAUACUAUAUUUGAUUAUGUGGAGCCCGUGACAAGGUUUGUUAGUCAAAAACGAGGAAAAACAAGUUUUCUGAAAUAUCCUUCGAAGGGUGCUGUUAAAGUUACGGGAGCAACAGUUAAUUUUAACACUAGAGGAUAUGUCAUGAUUGUUUUGGGUAAACCUGGAGAGGAAAUAUGUAACUGUUCCACAACUCAAGAUGUGACACCACAAUUGGAAGAAAAUAAUACGAUUCUAAACACAAUGUAUGGUAAUAUUGAAUAUGAUGAUGAUGAUAUUCAACUUGUUAAAGAUGCAAAUAAUGCUGAAAUAAUCAAGAAUGGAGAAAUGGUAUACUGGACUUUAUAUAAUAAAGCAAUAAAACGAAUUCAUUUCAAAGAUAUUAUGACUACUACCAAACAUAAUGGGGUUGAGAAAACAACUCAAUUCAUUAAAACUCAUAGAGCAGCUUAUGUAAAUUCAAUGGCUCACUCAUUUGGUAGACUUUUAUGUAUUGUUUGGAUUGCAAAAGAUUUAAAGAUGAUUGAUAAUGAGAAAUAUACAACCGACUUGGCUCUCGUUAAUGAUAUUUUGGAUCCAUCAGAUGAAAAGAAAGUCGAAUCGAUUACAAAGUUAGUUAGAAGAUUUAUUGAAAAACCAGAUUCAUUAAUUGCAGCUGUAUUUUCGUUGUUUUUCACUCCUUUUAAUGAAAGCAGAUUUUAUCCGGUAUCUAUUUGUAUUAAAAGACUUAAUAGUAUUAGAAAUAUCUGCAAGUAUACAAUGGCUACUACUCGUGAAAAUUUGGUUAAGUAUGAAAUACACAAAUCAUCAGAAUCUACAAAUGUUCCUGGAACCGUACUUACGGACAAAUUGUUUACUAGUUUGCUCAAAGGAUUUACAGUAAAAGGUUUGAAUGACGAUGCUUGCGUUAUUGAAGGUACAAAAAUUUCAAAAAAUGAUUUAAUUGACAUUUAUAAAACUGCCAAAACUAUUUUUGACGAAUCUUGGGAAAGGAUUUGUCUUCAUUCUUUUAAAUUUGUGAGUCAAUCAAGUGUAUAUGCCCACUACUUGACGUAUCAAACAUCGGGAACAUCAAGUUUUUUACCAGGACGUUUAAAGACUACUUUUCCAAGCUUCCUUGGUCAAAACAAAGAAAAGGUUUUGCAUUUGAUUCAAAAGUGUACUUUGGCUCUCAUGGUUAUGAUAUAUGUCAGUUCAUGUAAUACAUUUAGGUUUUCUGAACUUAGUUCUUUGGCAUUUCAAUCAAGUACAUCUCGUGCUAGAAACAUUGUCCACAGGAAUGAGAAUUUGCAUAUUCAAACAUUCAAUAAGAUAAAUGGAGAGCGGAAAUAUGCACUUCGUUGGUAUCCCAAAAUUAUGGAUGAGAUGAUGGUAGCUUUUUUGUUUGCUCUUCGUCCUUUGCAGAUGGAUUUAUUAGAAGGUUCGUUUGAAAAAAUUAGAUCAGAAGAUUAUGGAGAUGAAGUUGAUGCUAGUGUUUGCUUUCGUCAAUUUUGCUUUCUUGAUGAUACUGGUAGAUUAAUAAACUUGAGAAAAUUUAACAAUUUUUUACAUGCUAUAUAUCCAUCUAAAAGACUUGGUUCUAGGUACAUCAGAAAAGCUAUCACUUUUAUGGCUAAAAGAAAUGUCACUACCAGAGUACAUCAAGAUGCAGCUGAGUUCAUGGAAGGAAUGUCUCGUGAUACCCCAAUAACUGCAUCAAUCAAUUAUCCUCAAGAUCUAAAUAUUGUCAAGAAAUAUUUUAAGCAUGAAAUACCUUCAGUAGAAUCCUUAGGUAAAAACUGGUGCAAGUAUCUUGAGAUACUCCCAGCUGAUCCACCUCGUAAUUUUUCCAGAUUCAACAUUCUUGAAAUCAAAGAAAAAGUUUUAUCAAAAUAUCCAAAUUUUGAAUUUACUGAUUUGCAAUAUAGUUCAAUAUUUGAAUUGUUAAUGGGUAAUGCAAGAUCUUUGAUAAUUACUGGUGGAACUGGUGCAGGUAAAACAGAUUGUGUAUUAAUACCAAUGGAAUUGUUCAAAAAGUCUACCCAGUUGAAUAUGCUACACGUAGUCGUUGUACCUAACGUUAGUUUGAAAUCAGACAUAAUGAAAAAAUUUGGAGAGAACUUAAAUGUCCUUGAUGGAGAUAGAAGCAAUGAAAUUACUAAAAAUACAGAUGUCAUUGUUUGCAGUUAUGAGCUUUUCAAAGAGCAAAAGUUUGAAAAAUGGUUGUCGAGAAAGAAAAGUUUUGGGUUUAUAGUUUUAGAUGAAGCUCAUUUGAUUCAAGAAGAGACAAGGUUGAAGCAGAUGAGAAAAAAUAUUAAAUUGUUCAUGACGCUGGUGUUUUUGACUGCAACACCAAGUUCCACUUUAACUGGUUAUUUAGAAGAACAGUUUCAAGUCAAUAUCGAGGAGUAUCAAGGUAUUAAAGAUGUUUAA